Messenger RNA from Talaromyces proteolyticus, 1375 nucleotides. Its product is annotated as adenosine deaminase. The transcript has a single exon. The record is from RefSeq and is a predicted model, not a curated record. NCBI's taxonomy places the organism in Eukaryota, Fungi, Ascomycota, Eurotiomycetes, Eurotiales, Trichocomaceae. Gene Ontology annotation, molecular function: deaminase activity. The coding region runs from base 204 to 1214 and encodes 336 amino acids.
AGCUGCACAAACUAGAUCAGGACAGGCACCCAUGAUCCCCCUGUGACUAUCUAUGUAAUGACUACAAUAUAUCCAUGAAAGGGCUAUGUGUGGGGCGACUAGAGCCACUAGGUUAUGUAUGACUCAACAAGACACCCCGCAAUCUACGAUACGAAUUUUUUCUGAAAACAAAUAUCAUUAUAACGAACAACAUUGAAGAUAGAAUGUUACCAGAUACCUCGACAUGGCUCCGUGGAAUCCCCAAAGCCGAACUGCACAUCCACCUCGAAGGCAGCAUCAAACCGGAGACUCUUGUCAAGCUAUCACAGCGUCACGAUCAGAUCCCACUAACACUAGAACAGGCACAGAAACUCUACAUCUACAAUGACUUUCAAGAGUUUCUCGAGGCCUUCAGCCUCGUGAAUUCACGCUUACAGACACCGGAAGACUUUGCUUUGAUCACAUAUGAAAUGAUCCGCUCGCUCGCCUCACAAGGCUGUGUCCAUGCUGAGGUCAACUUCUCAUGGGGUAUUCUCCUGCGACGCAAGCCGCAUCUUCAAAUGCCCACUGUCAUGCAAGCGAUAGAAACUGCGCGUAUCCACGCCGAACAAGAAUUCGGAACCACAGUGCUGUGGAUUGUCGAUUUGGUCAGGACACAUAGUCCAGAAUUGAAUCAGAAUGUUCUGCAACUUGCUAUCACGCUUAAGGGCCAGUUUCCAAGCAUUGUUGGUGUUGGAAUUGGUGGCGAUGAGGCCGCUGGGCCGGCACCUCUGUUCCGUGAACUGUAUGCCGAGGCAAAGGAUAGUGGGUUGCGCCUCGUCGCCCAUGCUGGUGAAGCUGUUGGGCCCGAGUCUAUAUGGGCUGCUCUUGACAUAGGCACAGAGCGUAUUGGACACGGUCUUUCCGCGCAGUGUGAUAGGGACUUAAUGCGAGUUCUGGCUGAACGGAAGAUUCCCAUUGAGAUCAAUGUUACUUCGAACUUGAAAACAGGCAAUUGCCCUGCGCUCGAAGAUCAUCCUAUACGCCAAUAUUUCGAUGCUGGUUUGGUUGUGAUAAUAAAUUCUGACGAUCCGCCUAUGUUUAAGACAAGCCUGCUACAAGAAUACGAACUGGUUCAGAAUCACUUUUCCUUUUCCGAGCAGGAAAUGAAAGAGCUAGCUGCCAAUUCGGUCAUUGCAAGCUUCAUGCCUUUCGAGCGCAAGAACAAAUUGCUAGAGAUGAUCAGGAAGUACUAACUUUGAAGGUGGCGCUAAAUAGAGCAUUAAUCGAUGUACGUAUAUAGCGAGUACUGGUGCAUGUGAUACAUAUGUUUACUUGGACAGAAAUAUGUGACUGUGGGAUAUAGUGAAUUGACGUUGGUCGGAAAAGAAUAGUUGUACCAAUACCUUUUUCUGAU